AUGACGUCGUCUGCCUCUAUUGUCAUUAUCUUCGGCGCAGCUGGUGCGAUUGGACGAGCGGCAGCUAUUGAGGCCAACGCACGUGGUUGCCGUGUUUUCCUGGCAAUGCGUGACACGAAGAAACCGAUUCCAGGGCUGUCCCGAGAGCUUGAAGAAAAGAGCAGUUUCACGCGCAUCCAGGCAGACCUUCUCGACCCAAACUCGAUACGUAAUGCCAUUAGCAACUCAGGCGCAACCAUUGCCUUCACCUACGCCGUUCACACGGCCCAAGAUGCCAUGCGCUCAGCUUUUGGUGCCAUGAAAGAGGCAGGUAUACAGCGCGUCGUCUUCCUCUCGUCAUACACAGUCUACCCGGAUGUGGAGACCGCCAUCGCUGGUACACGCCCCAUUGCUUCUCUUCACGGUAGAGCAGAGAAGUCACUGGUUGAGAGCGGAUUGCCUCACACGAUCCUCCGCCCCAUGUUUUUCAGCAGCAACAUCAGUGGGGAUGCUGAAGAUGUUAAGAAUGGCGAAGUCUAUGUGCUGAGGCCUGGUUCAAUAAGCGACUACAUCGCCCCUGAAGACAUUGGAUAUGUCGCUGGCGCAACGCUCGCCGAGCAAACCACCGAAUCGCGAAUUAUUCCACUCUGUGGCCCUGAACUGCUGUCACAGCGAGAGGCAUGGAACAUCGUUUCCCAAGAACUUGGAAGGGAGAUAAAAGUCAAGGAAGUUGAUGAGGCGGAGUUCCUGGCACGUCAGAAGGUUCCGCCACCUCUGGCGCGUAACCUCGCUGACUACUGGUUGGAGGGGGAGGAUACUUCGGUGAGAUACCCAUCAGAACUCUACAAGGAGGCCUCUGGGAACAUUCAGAAGUAUACUGGAAGGGAGCCGACUAAAUUUGCGGCGUGGAUCAAAGCUCAUAAGUCAGAGAUAUUUGACUAA
This is a messenger RNA of Colletotrichum karsti, 921 nucleotides long. Its product is annotated as family ergot alkaloid biosynthesis protein. Bases 1 to 921 code for a protein of 306 amino acids. Lineage: Eukaryota; Fungi; Ascomycota; Sordariomycetes; Glomerellales; Glomerellaceae. The record is from RefSeq and is a predicted model, not a curated record. The transcript has a single exon.